Molecule: messenger RNA, 1896 nt
Organism: Candoia aspera
Lineage: Eukaryota; Metazoa; Chordata; Lepidosauria; Squamata; Candoiidae
Exons: 2
Coding region: 413-1690 (425 amino acids)
Source: RefSeq, a predicted model, not a curated record
AUGACCUUAGAAAACUGGCAUGCAGUCUCCCUCCCUCAAUGGUGGGGAGCGGGGCUUAGAAAGGGGUAACAAAAAGGCCAACGUUAAAAGAGUUAAGAGGCUUAGGCAAAUAAAUACGACUCCUUGCUUCCAGGUGAAGGAGGGCUGCCAGAUGGGACUGAGGCCCACGAGCAGGGACUGUCCGGAGCCCUGGAGAGCCCUCGAGCUGCUGGUUCCUUUGCAUGAAAACGGUGCCUGACCUUCCCUGGGCCUGCAAAAACACCAGCAGGCUCCAAAACAGGCAGGAAAAACCUAACAAGGCAUGAACGUCACCUCUGCAUUCUAUCCAGGAAAUGGUGCCUAUCCUCAGGAGGGGGAGUAAUGUUACAUUUCUCACACACACACACACACAGACCAUCAGAAGGAGGCCUAGAUGCCCUGCCAACUCCUGAGCACGUGGCUCGGGCGGGGCAGAGAUAAGUUGGGCAUUUAUCAGGGACGCAGCAGGUACCAGCAGGUGCCCAGUCUAGGUGGAAGACUUGCAAGACACGGGCAGUCAGGAGGCAGCAUGGCACUCUUCUCCCAGUGCCUGGAGCCGGUGGGCUUCCUGCAGUCGCUGCGGUCGCUGGCCCUGGGGGCCGUGUCCCAUCUGCAAGGAUCGGCCACCGCCGAGGAGCUGGCCUUCGUGCGGAGGGAACUGGAGCUGCUGGAGCGCGAGCUGGCCGCGGGGCCAGGGCUGCUGGAGGACGGCGGGCUGGGCGCCUGCGAGGACUGCGUGGCCGCUGCCUUCGGGCAGCUCUGCCUGGCGGUGCGCACCGCGCCACCCCAUGCCCCCCUGGAGACGGAGCUCUUCCUGCAGGCCUGCUCGCGGGACAAGCUGGAGCGCCGCCUGCUGGGCCUGUGGCGCCGCCUGCAGGGCAACGCCGUGAUGGCCCUGCAGCGUCCCCUGUUGGAGCAGGCCGUGCAGCGCCACCGCCCGCGCCGCCCGCAGAUGGCGCGGUUCUGCCAGAAGCUGAAUGCCGUGCUGGGGGCCGGGCUGCUGUGCCUGCUCAGCCAGGCGGGUCUGAUUAAGCGUGACCCGGCCCUGCUGCUGGGCGUGUGGGACCCGCGCGUGGCCGCGCUGCACACGCGCAUGAAGGAGGCCUUGGGCCAGUGCACUGGCUACUUCCGUGAGCAAGCCCAGGAGGAUGUGGACCAGGCGGUAAGCCAGGCAGCACCUCCCGACCUGCCAGAGCUGGCGGCCUCAGUCUUAAGGAAGCUGGAGCAGAGCUACGACUGGCUGUGCUGGGCUGUGAUGGCCUGGCAAGCAGAGGGGGAGGGAGAGGCAGGGGCAGGCAGCCAAGAGGUGCUGGCCCAGGGCUGCUUCGUGACUGCGCGGUCCACCACGGGGCUCCACCUGGUGGCCUGCUACCAAGAGAGCCCCUCUGCUCUAGACAGAGCUCGCACUAACCAGCUGAUCGGCGAGCUGGAAUGGAAGCUGCCCAACCCACCUCCCGAGGUCUAUGCCAGCUUGGAGGCUGAGCCAGCCCGUGCCAGCGGCUACCUCGCCCGCCGCAUGCUGCAGAAGCUUGGAGAAGGGCUGGGACCCGGCGUCACCCUCCUUGUGGUGCCAGGAAAACUGGAAAUGAAGAGCAGCUUCCCGCUAGCUGCCAGCCUGCUGCACGAAUACCACCACCGCCUGGCAUCGGGCACUGUCUGCAUCUUCGGCUAAGCACCACAAAGCCAAGUGGUGCCCCAUGGCCACCCUCCUGCUUGCUAGCAGCUGAGCUAAGAGGCUGCGAAUAAAGCUUGUUCCACCAAGCCCAAUCUGUUUCAGUCCUUCCUGCAUGACCCCCUCCCCACUCCAAAUGCAGUGGCGGCAGGUCCCAGCUGGGACAAUGCCAGCCUGUGUCCAGCUUGGCUUCAGCACUGUCUUGG